Messenger RNA from Symsagittifera roscoffensis, 6107 nucleotides. Its product is annotated as putative leucine-rich repeat-containing protein DDB_G0290503. The record is from RefSeq and is a predicted model, not a curated record. Lineage: Eukaryota; Metazoa; Xenacoelomorpha; Acoela; Convolutidae. The transcript has 2 exons. The coding region runs from base 328 to 5853 and encodes 1841 amino acids.
UGACUUUUGACUACUCAUUUUUUCACAAACUGAUACUCAUAAAAGCCACCAUUUUAAUUAUGCUAUGAUUCAUGAUGAAGAUUUGUACGUAAAUUGAACAACACGCCACACUGCUAGUAAAGACUAUAAAAAAAACUGAUUAAAACUUCGUUUUGUUCACUAGUCUUGCUAAGGUGUUUCUUCAACCGUGUCACUUUUCAUAAACUCAUUUAACACCCAAGCUUGUUUCUAUUUGCUUUCAAUUUUUGCCUCAAAAUUUUCACGCCUUAAUCAUAAACUCUCAUAGUUUGGCAUCAGUUUCUUACCAGAAGUUGAAUUUCUGUAGAGAUGAUUUUUUCCUGCUGGGAGCAGGAUUUAAUCUUGCUUCUUUCUUACGUGUUGACAUUGGCCGUUUUCAUCAUCAAGUGCUAUGCGGAUACAGCGUCAUUAUUGCGCCUGGAAAUUAUCCGGCUGAAAAGCAGAAUGGAACAGCUCCCUUUGAGUCGCGACUCCUCAAAUGAUGAUUACGACGAAGGCGUGAACAAGUCAACAGAGAACAGAUACCUGAACAAAGUAGUCACCGAGCAACAGACGAAGCUGAGCCAAAGCAACGUACAACUGCAAGUCCUCAGCACCAAGUACAAAAUGGUCAAAGCUGAGUUGGAAGAACUGAAAGCAAACAAAACUUCGGCUAAAGAUACUUCGUCUAAGAAAAAGCAGGCCCAGGUUUCCGAGCCGAAGAAAGCAGUUGAGACUAACCGACAAAAAGCGAUAGUCGACGACGAACUGGUCUUUGAGAACUCGGCUCAGGUUUCUUCAGCGCCCGAAUUAAACAGCCCUUUAAGUCUACCCGAUGUUCCGGAUUCCAAGCAAGCUGCAGGUAUUAAAGAGCGCUUGUUGGGAAAAAUGAAAGAUAUUGUCACACAGCUGGAAGCGACCAAAUCACAACUGGCAAUGAAAGAAAGCGAAACUGUGAAGCUUCUCGGAGAACUCGCUCGUCUCAAGGAGAAAAUUGCGCAACUCGAAAGCAGUGAUAAUUAUUCAUUUGGAAAGGGAAAUGGGAAUAACGAAAAAGAAUUGAAGGAACUGAAGAAAAAAGUUGGUGAAAAAGAUUUGGAAAUCAAGGUGUUGAAAAAUUCACAGCAAGAGAAGAACAAGAAAAUUGAAAGCUUGACUAAAGAUCUCAGAGAUGCUGGAUUCGAGAUUCACGAUUUGACAAAGCGUUUGAGAGAAGCUUCAGACAUUGGAGGAAAAAGCCCAGAAGCUGGAAAACUUCAGCUUAAAAUCAAACAAUUAGAAGAGGAGUUGAAUUUGGCAAAAUCAAAAGCGCAAAAACCUUCGUCAGAUGCAGAAGUUGGAACACUUCUGAAAAACCCAGAAGUUGGAAAACUUCAGCUUAAAAUCAAUCAAUUAGAAGAUGAUUUGAGGUUGGCAAAUUCAAAAGCGCAGAAACCUUCUUCAGAUAUAGAACAUGAAAUCGAGACAAAAAAAUUGACGGAGCAAAUUGAUUCUCUGAAGUUUCAGCUGAAAAACUUGGAAAGCUUGAACUCUGCAAUGAAGUAUGAAAUCGAAAGCUUGAAAGUACCCAAAUCAGAAGACGGAAAAGACCGAAAUCAUUAUGACGGAGAAAGUCUGAAAAUCGAAAUAUCAAAACUUAAUCGAGAAAUUCAGGUUAAAAACGAUCAAAUUGGUCAACUGGCAAAUGAAACAAAUGAAAAUCAGUCAGAAAUCAAGAAACUGAUUAAUGAUAAAAAUCAGUUAAAUAAAGAGUUACUUGACACGAAAGCUGAACUUAAAAAGCAAAAAGAAUCACUGGCUAAAAAUGAAAGCAAUUACGAAAAGUUGUCCCAAAUAACUUCCGAAAACAAAGAUUUGAAAAAGAAACAAGCAGAAUUUGAGAGCCAGAAGCAUUUGGUCCGUGAGCUCAAAAGCCAGAUUCGAAACUUGGAAGACAGUCUAGAAGAUUCUAGAUCAAACAUGCAGAAACGUCAAAAUUCAGGUCAAAAUGAUGGCAAUCGGUCUCAAGAAAUUGCGUAUCUCAGAAACAAAAUCGAAGUUCUCGAAUCUGAAAAAGAAGAUUUAGAAUUCACUUUGAACGGAAUGCAAAACCAAAUCAGAGCCGGCGCUUUCAAAAAUCUGUCAGAUUCAGGAAUUGUUUCUGAAGAGUCAACAAUAACUGUAGAAAAAGUUGAAACAGUCAAGAGUGAAGUGGAAUUCAAGUUCCAAACAGACGAUUCGCCGUCGAAUACAAUUGAACAUAGCUCUGUUGAUUUCGUCAAAGGCCUAGAAGAACAAGUUAAAAAUCUUGAGAAGAAAAAUUUUGAGCUGAAUAAAAAACUAGAAGACGGUUUCGACAAUUUCAGAAAUAGCGUUGUUACAAACUUGGAUAACUUGUACAAAAAUUUUGGAGGAAGCCCCAAGAAACAGUAUCAAAAUGACAUCAACGAAUAUUUCAAAGCGUUUGCAACAUUCUUGAAACUCAGAAUUGAGAAAAAAGAUUUGCUUUUGAAAGAACUCAACGGAGAGAAUGAAAAAUUAGCCGAAAAGCUCCGAGGAUUGCAGGCCCGACAGAGUUCUGACACAUCGCAAAUGGAAGAAUUUCUGAAAUGCAAAGAAAUUGUUCAUUAUUAUGCCAAAGAAACGGGACUUGAAUCUCAGAUUGAUCAAAACUCAUUCUUGAAUGAGCUCACAACGAUUUUUGAAGCCAUUUCGACAGAGCUUAAGCAUGCUCGAGAGAGCGAAAAAGAAGAAAAUGUGGACUACAGAAUCUCAAAAAAGAUCGAAAAUCUUGAAAUUAAAGCAAAAAAAUUGUCGGAGGAAAACAUUCAGCUCAAAAACGAAUUAGCUCACAAAGAAAAUCAAGUCAUUUUGACUGAGUCUAAACAUGCGCGAGAGAGCGAAAAAGAAGAAAAUGUGGAAUACAAAAGCUCAGAAAAAAUCGAAAAUCUUGAAAUUCAAGCACGAAAAUUGUCGGAGGAAAAUAAUCAGCUCAAAAAAGAAUUGGUUCAAAAAGAAAAUCAAGAAUCUGAGCAUCAUUUCCAAAUGGAGGAACUAAAUCAAAAUAUUAAAGUUCUGCAAUUCGAAAUAAGCGAUCUUCGAAAGAAUGAACCUCAGAAAACGCCUCAAAGUGACGAAAAUGAUAGCAAAAAUACGACAAACAAUGCAGACUUCGAAGUCGAGUUGCAACACACGAGGGAAAAGGUUUGUACACUUCUCCAAAUGCGAAAUAUUGGGUUGGACGACGGCCAAGAUUUAGAAAGUCUUGUCCUCACUUUGUACGAAGAUUUAGUUUCGGAGUUAGAGCGUGAAAAAGACGUUUCGUGGCAUGAGCGAAAUGAAAACCGAAUGUUGCUGCAGCGAUUAGACGACAGCGAAAUGUUCUACGAUGAUGCGAUAGCCUGUCAGAACAUUCUAAGAAGGCUUUUAAGCAAAUAUAACAUGCUUUUUAGCAAUUCUAGUACUUUGGAAGAGCUUGCGAGCCAGAUGGAAGCUUUGACUGAAAGAAUCAAAAAUCAACCGACUCAACAACCAAUUCAAGCUCGGUCUUCAAUACGGGGUAGGAGUUUGACAAGUUUCCUGAAGGGGUCUUCGAAAUUGGUGAAGAAAUCAAAAAGUAGUCAGAACUUGAAAGGCUCCCAAAUGAGCAUAGCGAGCUCUUAUAUGUCGCCUAUGGGCAGCGAACACCCAAACUCAUCCGGAAUUUUCAACGAAUUUUCAAAACUAUCCACGGAACAACUGAAAGCAUCGAUGGAAAACAUGCACGAAAAUCAGCUACAAGAGGUCGACGAAAUCAAAGUGAACUUGUACGAAAUUCUGAAAGUUCUGAAUAAAGCUCCUGAAUAUCCAAAACCAUCGCUUCAAAUGGUCAAAAUGAUCCGUUCUGAAGUUGAAAAUCGCAACAGUCAACAUCAGGAAGAAAGCAACGAAAGAGAGCGAAAAAUUUCCGGAAGUGAAAUGUAUGUCCAGGAACUGAGGAAUGAACAAAACGAAAUUCAUUCGAAUUUAUACGCGUUGCUUCGCUCUGCUGGAUUCGAACCCGAUCCGAGCGCCAACUCGGGUAGGAUGUCGGAAAUCGCUUUAACCAAAGUGAACGAAAAGUUGGUGAGCUUAAGAAGAGUCGCCAAAGACUUCGAGAAUGAUAACCAGGACCUCGAGAAUCAAAACCUCGAAUUGAAAAACCAACUUAAUGAGCUGAAAAUGAAGAAUUCAACUGAAAAUAAUGAAGUCUUAGGAAGUGUCCGAGCGCCCGAACCCAUUAAUUCGCCUUCAGCAAAAUACGCAAAUCUCGACAACAACGCUCAGUUGUAUUCCGAAAUUGAUAUGCUUAAACAAGAACUCUCAGGUUUGCAGGAAAAUUUAUCUGAAAAAGAAGGACAAUUUCAGCAAAAUCUGACCAAAGUCGAAACUGAAAAAGAAGAUUUACGACGACUGCUUAAGGAUCAAGAAAAGCAAUCUGCCCAAAUUAUUGAAAAAAAUAGUUCGGACUUAAAACAAGCUUUGAUCAAACUCGAAGAAGAAAACGAAGAUUUGAAAUACUCGCUUGAGGCUGAAAAACGAAAAUCUGUGAAUGAAAGUCUGAAACAAAGUAUUUCAGAAACAGCAAGCGCUGAAAAGAUUUCGUUAAUGAACCGAAUCAAAGUUCUAGAAGGUGAAGUUCAAAAAUCGAGCUCAGCUAAAGUAAACAAAGAGGCCGAGUUGCAAGAACAGGUUUUGAGUCUUAUUGACCAAAACACGAAACUGAUCGAGACGAAAAAGCAGCUGCGAGCUGAAAUUAAAGCGCUCAGACAGCAGAGUAAAGACAGUCCCGGCUCAAGAGAUAGCCGCAGCGAUAAUGCUGAAGAAAAACUGCGCUCGCAAAUUGAAAGUUUAGAGGACGAGCUUCAAAGUCUUAAAGAUCAGAAUGCUGAAGGUAGCAACCAAAACACAACAAACCUCGAGGAUCAGUUGAACCAAGAAAGGUCAAAGGUCACGCAACUUCAGAAGGAACUUUCAAGCUUGACGGGUAUAUCCCAAGAACCGGGUAAGACGCAGAGUUUGGAGCGAAAUCUUGUUGCUGCCAAUGCCAAAUUGAUGGGUCAAACUGAGAUGAUGAAACGCCUGCAGAUGCAAAUGGGCGACAUGAAAAAGCUGGAAAUAAAAGUCCAACAGCUUGAAAUGGAAAACGAGAUUCUGAUUUCGAAACUCGAAGAAAAUGAAGUUGAAGAUAUGACCUCAAUUAGAUACGCUUUCGAUCAGCUUGUUGAAGAUUUGGACAUCAAGUUGCCGGCUGAAGAUUUGGGUUUGGCUGACCAAAUGGAAAAUGCAUUCGAAAUAAUCAAAAAACGAAACCGUAGCAUGGCUUCAAAGAAGGUCACCUUUAACCCGAACUUGACCUCAACGAGUAUACUUUCGGGAAAGAAGUCGGCGAAAAUCAAGACAAAAACUUGGCCGAAAGGCGAAAGCGGUGACUCUUCUGGUGCCGAGGACGAGUUGUCGCUCAACAUAAACUACCAACAACUUAUUGACAGUCUUGAAAGUAAAGUCAAACUUCAGGAAAGCGAAAUCACACAACUAAAAGAAUCUAAAGGCGGUGCUGAAACUUUCAGAGGAGUUCUAAUUCGAUUGCUUUCUAUUAUAGACGGACCGCAACUUUCUCGAACUAAAAACUACGCCAGCUUGGAUACUGAAACCUUGAUAGGUCAGUUGGAAAAUUCCAUCGUUGAGUUGAUUCAACAGCGUGAAGUGGAACUGCCGAGUUUGAGUGACAUAAAUGUGAGGUACAGUCGGCCGCCUGAACAAACUUACGAGAGGGGAGGGAGAUCGCAAUCGGCGAGUAACAACAGUCGAAAUAAGUAUCAAGGAUCAUUGAGCGCAUCUAAUCUUUCACAAAUUUAAACUGACCAUUAUAAUCAGUGGCGAGAUACUUUGCGAUAGUUGGGCGACCAGGGGAAAUAUAUUUUUUUCUAGUCUGCCUGACAAAAAGUUGACGCCUAAAAUAAGAUUCCUUACUAAUUAACCGGAUUUCUCUAAAUGCGCUGCUGCUUAUGCCACUAAUGAAUUUUAUAGUUUGAAACGAGUUUCAAUUCUUUUGCAAGGAAAUUAAAAUUUUAUAACAAUUAGUAUGCGUAAUUCAAAAGAAUAUUAUUUUA